Vitis vinifera (wine grape) is the source of this 1719-nucleotide messenger RNA. RefSeq names its product actin-related protein 2. The transcript is spliced from 15 exons. Gene Ontology annotation, biological process: Arp2/3 complex-mediated actin nucleation. Gene Ontology annotation, cellular component: Arp2/3 protein complex; actin cortical patch. NCBI's taxonomy places the organism in Eukaryota, Viridiplantae, Streptophyta, Magnoliopsida, Vitales, Vitaceae. The record is from RefSeq and is a predicted model, not a curated record. Gene Ontology annotation, molecular function: actin filament binding. Bases 254 to 1423 code for a protein of 389 amino acids.
AAGGGAUAAGGAAUCAAGCAUAAGCGUAGGGCUUUAAAUACUAUAAGAGCUUUACAAAACAUAUGCUGAUUUGACUCCUUGAAUCUUGGUAGUUAGGCGUGGGCUGGAGGGAGCGAAGAACCUAAGCCCAAUAGCAUCGCCAUCAGCAGAGUUGCCUUGGAAUCGCUUGCUUUAUUUGCAAGCGUCUCCUGGUUCAAGUCUUCGACGAAGGUGGUAGGGGAAACAACUCUCUGCUCCGCAACCUUUGGAGUAAAUGGACAACCGAAACGUCGUCGUCUGCGACAAUGGCACCGGAUACGUCAAAUGUGGUUUUGCUGGCGAGAACUUCCCUACCUCUGUGUUCCCUUGUGUGGUAGGCAGGCCCCUGCUAAGAUAUGAAGAAUCACUCAUGGAACAGCAGCUCAAGGAUAUUAUCGUAGGAGAAGGUUGUGCAGAGUUGCGGCAUCAACUGGAUAUAUCUUAUCCUGUUAACAAUGGUAUUGUGCAAAACUGGGAUGAUAUGGGUCACAUCUGGGACCAUGCAUUUUUCAAAGAAUUGAAGAUAGAUCCAACAGAAUGCAAGAUUUUACUCACAGACCCGCCCCUUAACCCCUCAAAAAACCGUGAAAGAAUGGUUGAGACCAUGUUUGAGAAAUACAACUUUGCUGGUGUGUUCAUUCAAAUCCAAGCUGUUUUAACAUUGUAUGCUCAAGGUUUGCUGACUGGACUAGUUAUCGACUCUGGUGAUGGUGUCACUCAUGUGGUUCCAGUUGUCGAUGGAUACUCAUUCCCUCAUCUUACCAAGCGAAUGAAUGUCGCUGGCAGGCACAUAACAUCUUAUCUUGUUGAUUUGCUCUCACGGAGAGGGUAUGCCAUGAAUCGUACUGCUGAUUUUGAGACAGUCAGAGAAAUCAAAGAGAAGCUCUGCUAUAUAAGUUAUGAUUACAAAAGGGAAUACCAAUUGGGACUUGAGACCACCAUCCUUGUUAAAAAUUAUACUCUGCCAGAUGGAAGGGUCAUUAAAGUUGGCACUGAACGGUUUCAAGCCCCUGAAGCACUUUUUACUCCAGAACUCAUAGAUGUUGAAGGUGAUGGAAUGGCAGACAUGGUAUUUCGCUGUAUCCAAGAAAUGGAUAUUGACAAUCGUAUGAUGCUUUACCAGCAUAUAGUUUUAAGUGGGGGAAGUACUAUGUAUCCUGGAUUACCUAGCCGUCUGGAGAAAGAAAUUCUAGAUCGUUAUCUUGAAGUAGUUUUGAAGGGGAACAAAGAUGGGUUGAAGAAACUGCGAUUGCGGAUAGAGGAUCCACCACGAAGAAAGCAUAUGGUGUACCUUGGAGGUGCAGUCCUUGCAGGAAUUAUGAAGGAUGCACCAGAGUUUUGGAUUAGCAGACAAGACUAUUUGGAAGAGGGCACUGCCUGUCUUAGCAAGUGUGGCGCUGCAUGACUUUUCUUUGCAGUAUGCCAUCUCUUUGUUUUGAGUUAUUGUAAUAGGUACAGGCUGAAGCAAGGUAAGCCUGAUAUCUGUAUCUUAAGGGUGCUGCCCCUAUCUGUAAGGAUUACAUUCAUUUACAACAAUCACAUCCCUGUGGAGCUGGCUGGUCCAUACACAUACUGGGAAGUUUUCAGUGGUCCAUGCUGUGUUCCAGUUAAUGAUUGCCAACGCCAUGCCAUGUUGUACCCAUGUUGGUUGUGUGCCCUUGAAUUUUUUUGGAUUUUCAGCCUUCUUAUCUUUUGGAUCGA